ACCAAGACUGUCGUCCAGGCUAAUUGUUCAGCACGACAUCGGUGCGCGGCAGGUGAUCCAGAGCAAAACAGCUGCCACCAACUUGCGACUGCGCCGACCAGUGUAACCGAACAGCCGCCUGCCAUCAUGAACGGCGACAGCUAUUCUAGAGACGGUGGCCGCCUAGGUGGAUCAAGGGGAUACUCUUCGAGAGAUGACCGUCGAGACCGUGACCGCGGCGACCGCGAGCGACGGGACCGAGAUGACCGCGGAAACCGUGGAGAGCGUGGCGACCGUGACCGUGACCGUGGUUCCUACCGUAGACGCUCCCGUUCUCCCCGUCACGGAGGUGGAGGCUCUCGUCGCGACUACGAAGUCGACUCCUAUUCUAUGAGCCGUGACUAUCGUGAUAGAGAGCGCGAAGGAGCCAACGACCGCCGUGCUGAACCUCGCGAACCUCGUGAACCUCGAGAACCGCGCGAACCACGCGAACCACGCGACGACCGGGCAUGGGGCGAUUCGUACUCUCGUCGCGAUCGUCCUCCACGACACGAGCGCGACGACCAUCGACCCCCACGCCGCGAUAGGAACGACCGCGAUUUCGAAGACCGUCCCCGAGGCGGCAGGCGGGAUGGCGGAGGCGGUGGUCGCGACUUCGGUGGUGGUGGACGGGACAGGAAGAAAUCUGCUUCCCCUCCGCCCAAAAAACGCGAGGCAACACCCGACCUUGCCGGCUUCACAGACAUUUUCAAUCGCCCUCGACGCAUGACCCAAUGGGACAUCAAACCGGCAGGCUACGACAACAUCACUGCAGAGCAAGCCAAGCUCUCUGGCAUGUUUCCCUUGCCUGGUGCUCCUCGUGCUGCCCCUAUGGACCCUUCCAAGCUGGCUGCCUUUGUGAGCCCUACCACCGGCACUGCAAAUGCCUCCGAGCUUCAACCUUCCAAUGCGAAGCAAGCAAAGCGAGUCUUCAUAUAUAACAUCCCUACCGAUGCUACCAGCGACGAGGUCGUUGAAUUCUUCAAUCUGCAGCUCAACGGGCUCAAUGUUGUUUCUGGCCGCGACCCCUGCCUCAGCGCUAUGAUUGCGAGCAACCACGAGUAUGCCUUGGUCGAAUUCAAGACAGCUGAGGACGCCACGGUAGCCUUCGCUAUGGAUGGCAUUUCCAUGCUUGAUAACGGAGCUGGCGCGCCGGACAGGGAAGGUCUUUCCAUUCGCCGACCCAAGGAUUACAUCACUCCGUCCGAGGACGAGGUAGCUCGCGGCGGCGAAGGUGUCCUGACCGACGUGAAGGAUAGUCCGAACAAGCUCAGUAUCGUCAACAUUCCUUCAUACGUGGAAGAGGCACAGGUUAGGGAGCUUGUGGAGACUUUCGGACAGCUCAAAGCGUUCGUUCUGGUCAAGGACACUAGCACUGAGCAGCAUCGUGGUAUUGCUUUCUGUGAAUACGAAGACCCUAACAUUGUUGAUACGGUCAUUGAUGGUUUGAACACAAUUCCGCUCGGCGAUGGAAAUCUCAAGGUCACCCGUGCAACGGUUGGUGUGAAGCAACAAGUUGGCUUUGACGGUGGUGUAGGUGCAAUCUCCAUGCUGGCCAGUGCGACUGCCGCAGACAACCGCGAGAAGAGCCGUGUCAUUUGCCUCAUGAACAUGGUCACUACAGAUGAGCUCAUCAAUGACGAAGAGUACGAGGAAAUCAAAGAGGACGUUGAAGAGGAAUGCGGAAAAUACGGACCCAUCCUUGAAGUCAAGAUACCUCGCCCCGCAGGAGCUCGCAGCAGCGCUGGCGUGGGCAAAAUAUACAUCAAGUAUCAAGAUAUGGAGUCGGCGCAGAAAGCGAUCAAGGCGCUUGCUGGUCGCCAAUUCUCGAGGAGAACGGUGGUGGUCACGGAACUUUCCGAAGAAAGCUUUGAUGUUGAAGCAUGGUGAGCUAAAAAAAAAAGAUUUGCGCAUAGCUGGCUGCUAACCAGCUAUGCCGCGAUUGGCGGCGCCAACCGUCGACUGUAUUAUUCAUUGGUUUCGCGCGAUACGGGUGGAUGUAGCAAAAAAUUACGAGCUUGCAGUUGCGUCUUUGUAUACUAAUUUGAUGUGGCAGGAGGGACUUGAGUGGAAGGCAACCAGUGCGCACGAUGGAACUCGCGUUUCGAGAGAAACCAUCAUCAAAUGAGACCUUUCGUCUUGAAUUCUCGAGGGUCCAAAUUUCCUGAAUAAUUGAGUCGUUGGUCGGUCAGCGACGUCGACUUUCUGGGAGACUACAUUUCGUUUAUCCCCCCC
Molecule: messenger RNA, 2253 nt
Organism: Periconia digitata
Lineage: Eukaryota; Fungi; Ascomycota; Dothideomycetes; Pleosporales; Periconiaceae
Source: the annotation of a GenBank genome assembly